Molecule: messenger RNA, 3441 nt
Organism: Ceraceosorus bombacis
Lineage: Eukaryota; Fungi; Basidiomycota; Exobasidiomycetes; Ceraceosorales; Ceraceosoraceae
Source: the annotation of a GenBank genome assembly
AUGCCCGCCCUUUCUGCACCUCAUGCUGAAGGCUCCAAGGUCAAUUCGAAAACGUCUCGACAACGCAAGCAUGCCAAUGUCAGCUUCUCGAAGCAAGAAGAACCAGAUAAGAGUGCCCCUGCGCCUGCCUCAGCAGCCAACGAGGCAGUAGCGUCGGCGUCGGCGUCGGCGUCCACGGAGCAAACAAGAAAUGAGAGGUCGAAUCAGCGAGCGAGUGCGGGCUCGAAGAACCUUGAUGGCGCACUCGAAGAUCCCACCAAGCGUAAAUCUGCGGGCAGAGGGCGCACCGUAGAGGGACUGGGGGCGUUGCCAUGGACGGCGCUUGCGGAGAGCCAAGUGUCGAGCCACCCCGCCGUCUUCACUAGGGACAACGAGUGAGUGGACUCUCUCAUACAUGCGCCUGAUCAGAUCUCUGAAUUUAAUUUGCUUCACUUCAGCUACUACUUCGUGGCUACGGGCAACUCUGUCCGCAUUUUUGCGCGCUUGACAGGCGAGGUAGUCUCAACACUCUCGGUACAGACCUCUGGAACUGGAAGCUCGCAGCCACGGCGAAGAGCCGACUUGAUGCACACGGCUCGUAUCACAGCGAUAGCUUUGCACCCUACAAAUCCUCUGCAGCUCGUCAGCGCAUCUAUGGAUGGUACUUUGAAGGUCUGGGACUAUCUUGACGCCACGCUCUUGAGAUCCAUCGACCUCAAAUUUCCAAUCACACAUCUGGCCCUCAGUCGGCACCAUCCGGAGCACGCAUUCGUCAUUUUGAGGAAGCCCCGAGGGGAGGGAAAUGCGCAGGAGAAGGCCGAAGAUGCUUUCUUGAGCAAGGGUAAGUCCUCGGCAUAUUCUGCGAGCCCGAUGCAAGGUCGCCAACCGUUCCUUAAUAUCUCCUCCUCUAGGCCCUUUCAACUCCAUCACUACCUCUCUGCUGCUCAACAGUGCGACCGCCACAUCGCAUCCAGGUGCAUCCAAGCCGAGUAAUGUUCAUCGUCUAGGUAAAAGCCGAGAUGCUGCUGGAAUCUCCAUUUCUCCCGACGGCAGGUACUUGGUCUUGAUUGGCAAUUGCAAGAUUUCUAUCGCCAAAUUCGCUGCCUUGCAGGACGGCUUUACCAAAUUCAUCACCGACGAGAGCUUGACGUGUCUUGCGUUUCACCCAACAAACGGAACAUUCGCGACGGGCGAUCAGCGGGGACGGAUACGUAUCUGGCACAUGCUGAAUUUGCCGCCCGGGGAGCUGAAAGGGGCUGCAUUUGGAGAACGAAAAGCUCCCAAUACUCUUCUGCAUUGGCACUCUCAUGCAGUUGCAGGGCUUGCAUUCACCCCUAAUGGCGCUCAGCUUGUGUCGGGCGGCGAAGAGGCGGUGCUUGUCCUAUGGCAAUUGGCUACAGGUCAGAAGGAGUUCGUGCCCCGAAUUGGAGCGCCCAUCGCUUCUGUGGCACUGGCGGGUGGUCUGGAGGGCAGGGGUCUAGAGUAUGCAGUAAGACUAGCGGAUGGAAGCAUGACGUUUGUCAGCUCUGUAAAUCUCAAGCCUCAGAGGACCUUUACAAGGGUCAAGGUUGGUGAGUCCAUCCUGCGCAUAAACUCCAGAGAGACCAUUUACUCAUGUACAGCGAGCCUCGCCAUUCAGACGCGUCACGGAAGCUCCUUCAACCUACCCAAUUGAUCACCCUCCCUGUGCCGCUGGCAACGCAGCCAGGUACAGGGACGCUGAUUAUGCCUGCAGGUCAUCCCUCAAGUCUCCAAUUUUAUGACCCAAUUAACGACCGACAUCUAGCAGAAAUUGAGAUCACCCCAUCCAACAGGGUAUCGAGGCCUGACGACGCGCCUCUGGAACCUACCAGAGUGCUCAAGGUGGCUUUCUCGCACGGCGCACACAGCGAUCGCACGCCGGCGGACUGGAUGGCGACUUACGAAGCGCGUCUCGUUGACGAGUUAGAGACGGAACGAUGUUUGAAGGUCUGGAAGUGGGAUCAUCCGACAGGCCGAUAUGAUUUGAAUACGCGCAUAGCAGACCCUCACGCCGCCGGUCUUACUGCCCUCAGCUUCUCGCCAGCCUCGCCUCGUCGUGCAAAAGGUACGAAGCCGGAACCGAUUCUUUGUACCGCGGCAAAAGAUGGCCAGAUGAAGACUUGGCGGCCGACCGCUCGAAAAGCAAAGGGGGGUGCCGCAUACACCUCAUGGUCUGCCCGUUCCGUCUUUGGGUAUCGGGGCUGCGUCGCCCACAAUGUCGCAUGGACAAAUGACGGAUCGUUAUUGGCUGCAGCUCAAGGAGCAUUCGUGACGGUGUGGGAUGUGCAAACGAAUAUCCUGCAGACCGCUCUUCCUUGUGAGGAUGCGCAGCCAGCAAGCGACACCCUCUUCGCCGGGCUGGGUGAUAGGUUCUUGGUCGCAACUAGCCGUCGAUCCAUCAUGGUCUGGGAUCUCAUCACAGGUCGGACAGCUUGGCAGCUGAGCGUUGCGCAUCGCAUCGACCAGCUUUUUGCACCUGUCCAGAGUGGUCAAGCCUUUGCGAUCAUACUCAACAUGCACUCACAAGCACAACAAAGGCAUAUCUCUGUCGUGCAGACCUUCGAACCCACGUCUUCUCGUGCCCUAUCGGCCUUUGAAUUACCUUUUGGCAUUCGCACGCUGGCACCGGUUUGGUCUCACCACACGCCAUCUGGCGCAGAUACCGAUGCUCGGCAGGACAAGUUCGGGCCGGUCUUCUACGCCAUCACAUCUGAUCUGCAGGUCGUCGCAGUUGGGGGCACGGCACUUACGACACAGAACUCUGAACAAACGACCCGGCCGCUGCACAGCAUCUCUGUCGCACGUCGGACGCUCUUCGAUGAUCUCUUUGGGUCGAGCGUCUCGCAGCUCCACUCGAUCGACGCUCCUCCUUCGGCCCUCUCCGCAAGCAAAGACGUGUUUGCUCUCUUUGACGCGCCGGCUCACCUUCUCCCGCCGUUGAGCUCCAUACUCGAACCUUUUACCUCUGCGCUGAUACCGGCGCAUGAGGUUGCGAGCGGCAAGGUUGGAGCGGUCGAAAGAGAGCAACACGGGUCUACGGCUGCAAAGACCGAGGUAGAGGAAGCGCCUGCCGCAGAUGGGUCCAGAAUGAGGCAAGAGCCCACUCAGCAGGACAUUGACGAGCUUGUUCAACUCUUCAGGGAACACGUUUCGGCGACGACAGAUUCUUCACCCGCCUUUGAGACGGAGCACAAGUCGAAUGGCCACGCGACCCAGUCUACGCGGGGCGAAAGCGACCUCGCUGAACUGGCCGCCGGCCGAGAAGCAGCUUUGAGUGGAAAAUUGGCCACAAAGGCAGUCAAGCACGCUUCGAAGGCUGAGUCAGCUUCGUUCCGCUCGCAAGCAACACUCGAUGUCAACGGGUCAUCAAUAUCGACGGAGCCAUCUACACCAUCAGUGAAAGUCUCCAAAAAGCGGAAGAAAAGUGCCGGAGGGCUUUAG